GCUUUCGAUGUUAUCACGACCUCCUACCUUCCUUCCAGUGGCCAAUUCUCCGACCCCAUCUAAAUGUUACCAAUGGUGGCAUGGCUGGCUUCUGUCAAAUCCAAGUUCUUCUGCAACAUCUACCCAUACUCCAUGUACGGGGCCGGUGGCCUCGUGAGACUGGACUGUGGCCUUCGGCUCAGCUUUGACGACUCACUCAAUGACCGAGUCAGCAACCUCAUCACGCAUAAGCUCGACGCAGUGUAUGCAGCGUUGGAGAAAGUUGGGUUCCCAAUAAAGAGGGUGGCCAUCGGCCAGAUCGGCUGGCCUUCUGCCGGAGAUGACAUCGAUGCCACCGUGACAUAAUGAGAAUCUGGUGGCAAUAGCCCAUGGAGUGACCACGGCCAAGCCUGAGGCCUACAUCUCGUGCAUGUUUAGCUCGUACAACUCGAGCGAGAUUCAAAAGCGCAAAGGUUUUCAGGAGCACUUGGGGCUCUUUGACCAGCACGACUUUCAACCCUUUUACCGAAGGCAUGAUGCGUAUGGCCAACCAGUCCAAGGUCUCCGAUACCAGCUCUAGUCCUUCACCAUGCUGCCCGAUUGCAGCCUGGUUCUGUACCACUGCCAGGCCUUUAUCUGGAAGAGUGGGAACGGCUGGAAGCGCUACUGAUUCUUAUCUGAUCAGGGGAGACGAAGGCAACGC
This is a messenger RNA of Marchantia polymorpha subsp. ruderalis, 682 nucleotides long. Lineage: Eukaryota; Viridiplantae; Streptophyta; Marchantiopsida; Marchantiales; Marchantiaceae. The record is from the annotation of a GenBank genome assembly.